AUGUCGAACGCUGAACUAUGGGAUUUGGAUACUAGUGGGGGAAUCAUGGAGCAAAUUCAGUUGCUGGUGGCUCCCCCUGUUAGUGCAGAUGCCCUGCGGCGCUCUCGCCGGCGGAGAGAAAAUGCUUAUCGGCGACCAGGGCGUGCUGUGAAUCAUGAUUCCUGUGACAGCUGCAGAGAAGGAGGGGAUUUGAUUUGUUGUGAUCGUUGCCCGGCUGCAUUUCAUUUAUUAUGCCACGAUCCGCCCCUGAUUGAAGAGGAGCUCCCUACCGGUGAAUGGCUGUGUCACAAGUGUAAAAUUGCACCUCAGGAGACCAAAGAUGACGAUGCAGAAAGCACAUCUAGUAAAUCGUCUAAUCGGUCCAUCAGAGGCAAGAGGUUGGCUCCGUCCACUGAUUCCGAAGGGAAGAGAGGCUCUACUAAUGGGGAAACAGAUGGUGAUCAAGAGCAUCCCUUGAAGACUCUCGCCAAGGCCGCUCGUCUGAUGAACCCGAUGCAGUUUGACCUGGGGAAGGAGAUUUCAUGUAACAAACCAUUGCCAGGCAGCAGCAAAAGAGUCUAUGGCAAGCCUGUAAGACACCUGCCCAAAAAACAAGCACAUGAAUUGGACAACGGUCUGGUCCCACUGCCGGCAAAGACCUGCUUCACUUGCAGCAAGAGCUGUAGAGUUGCCCCCUUGAUCCAGUGUGACUACUGCCCAUUACUGUUUCAUCUGGACUGUCUGAACCCGCCCCUGACAUCUGUGCCCACUGGCAGGUGGAUGUGCCCCAACCACGUGGAGCAUUUUCUAGAUUCUUGCUUACUAAAAAGCCAGAGCCUAACGGAGAGGUUGCGGCUGUGGGAUCGGUAUACCGGUUUAGUGAACAGCCACACUGUCAAGGUGGAUUUUCUCAACAGGGUCCACAAAAAGAACCCCAUGUUCCGCUACAAGAGGAAGCUUCCACCAAGAUCCACCAUAAGUGUUCCUCCAGCAAUCAAAUAUUUCUAUAAAAACCCACCUUCACUGUUGCCGGACCCAGCCAGGUGUAUGCUGUCAACAGACACAACCACUGAGUUACCAGGUGCUCGUGGCCCCUCUGUUGCUUCACUUGAGGAGCAAGAAGAGUGGUUGCUGAGCGUGGUCGCAAUGCAAGCCAGCAUCGCCAAAUUUUUAGCACAGAAACAGUUGCAGAGGCUGUCAGACAGCGGUAGUAAAUUACUGGACCCUUCCACCCCAGCAGCCAGCAAACCGACAGCCUCUGUAGCGCCAGUUGUACAUACAGACGCAGAGCCAUCUUUCUCAUCUACAUCCCAGUUAUUACAUUUGGACCCUGGACAGAAACAGACGCGGGUUGUGUCUUCAGCAAAUACUUCAACCGAACUUCUUGACUGUGAUAACAACAAACAGAACUCAAACUCCUUGCUCAAUGGUGAGCGGAAGUCCACCCCUAACGGCAGUUAUUUCCAGGACGAUAAAUUUAGUUCGUAUCCAAAUUGGGUUUCUGACCCGGCUGCUCGGAGUUCGGUGUCCCUACUGUCAAAUUAUGUGACCAAUAAUGUUAGCAAUAACACCGCCAGUACACCCACGAUGAACGGAGUCAUGGAUGUGUUGGAUUUUCCAGUUUCCAACAAUGUGGAGGUUCCAAAGUCAGAAUCGCUGCUUCGAUCUCGGAGUAACAGUGUGGAUUCUCUAUCUCCUGCUGGAUCAUUUGGAAACCCUUGGUUCAGUGGAGACACAGCCAACAGUGACAGAAGCAAUAACAACAUAGACAGCUGCAAGAAUAUAGUCAUCAGUGCUUUGAAUAACGGUACUGCUGUGACUAAAGUCCUGUCUGGAAAACCACACCCUGCUAAGGUUAUUCUUGCAAACAAGGCUUCGGUUUUGGGUAACAGUGUCAGCAAUAUUGGGGCUCAGUCUCACCAUGUCAAUGUGCAGCCCCUCUCAGAGACAGGUACCACACCUGUGACCACAAGCUCUGCUCAUAAGGUCAUCACAGUUUCAGCAACACCGUCAGGUCGUACGGUCAGUAUUUCAUCUUCCAACAAGACCAACAACAUCAACAAUAUCAUUGGGUCAUCUUCAGCCAUCGCCAACCUCAGCAGCUUGUUGCAGCAGUGGAUAGAAGGAAACUCAGUGGACAGUGAGUUCUCAAAGAUGGACGAGCAGCUGGCCUACAUCCUAGCAUGGCAGCGUCUGCAGCAACUGAUGCCUUCAAAGCCUCCUCCAGUGAUAGCCCCAGCACCAGCACCUCCUGUGUCGAACACCACCUCCUCCCUGCCUUCAUCCAGCGGGAAGAAAGGCUUGCUCAGUGUUUAUUUGUCUCAACAGAGUGCGUCUGAAGUUCGUGCCAGAGCUGUGCUGUGUCCUCUUUCUGGAAAUGGUCAAGCUGUUCCAAUGCCAUACAGAUGCAUGACUUUAGGUACCGGAGCUGAUAUGGAUGUGUGCUUGAACAAUUUUGGACAUUGCAACUUUGUGUCUGGCCACCACGCGACAAUAUUCUAUGAUGAGGUCAGU
Candidula unifasciata is the source of this 2493-nucleotide messenger RNA. The record is from the annotation of a GenBank genome assembly. NCBI's taxonomy places the organism in Eukaryota, Metazoa, Mollusca, Gastropoda, Stylommatophora, Geomitridae.